Mollisia scopiformis is the source of this 979-nucleotide messenger RNA. RefSeq names its product 54S ribosomal protein L4, mitochondrial. Gene Ontology annotation, biological process: mitochondrial translation. Bases 31 to 795 code for a protein of 254 amino acids. NCBI's taxonomy places the organism in Eukaryota, Fungi, Ascomycota, Leotiomycetes, Helotiales, Mollisiaceae. The record is from RefSeq and is a predicted model, not a curated record. The transcript has 3 exons. Gene Ontology annotation, cellular component: mitochondrial ribosome; mitochondrial large ribosomal subunit. Gene Ontology annotation, molecular function: structural constituent of ribosome.
CUCCAUUGGAAUCGACAAGCACCUCUCACUAUGUCGACGUCCACAGCUUUACGGCCUGCUGUGAGAAGCAUUCUGAGAUCGAGCAGAUCGAAUCAACUUCCCCCGGCGUUCCUCCUUCCUUCGCUCUUCGCCCCUAAGCAGCAAUGCUCUCCUUUCUCUACCAGCACAUUGAACUCCUACCCGCGAGACAACAAUCGCGAGCGAGGUGUUUCUACCCAGCGACGCACUGGUCUCCGACAGCCGGUCUCCGUGUCAAAGACUCCUCUCCCACAGCCUGUCCUCGAUGAAUCGAAGCGCUCGAAGGUCGAGGUGGAUCCUGACCAUGGCCUCUACCAGUUCUUUCACAGUAAGGAGAAACCGAUGAACACGCCAGACGAGGACAGUGAUCAUGGAAGACCAUGGUGUGUGGAGGAAUUAAGGCAUAAAAGUUGGGAGGACUUGCACGCCUUGUGGUGGGUAUCAGCGAAAGAGAGAAAUCGCAUUGCUACAGAGACUUAUGAGAGGAAGAGGAUAGAGGCUGGUUACGGCGACUACGAAUCCGAGAAACGGGAUGUUACUGUGAGGCGGACACAGAGAGCUAUCAAGCAAGUUCUUACAGAGAGAUACUAUUCUUGGAGGGAUGCGGAGAAUGUUGCAAAGAGUGACCCAGAGAUCAACCUGUCUGGGAAGGGCCCUAUCUACACGCCAACCGAUUUCAUCGAAGACGAGAUCACGCAACACGAGGCAGAGCCAUCUGCAGAACCUGCUCCAAAGUCGGAAGCGAAGCCUGAACAAAUAUCUACGCCGAGUGCUUAAGUUUGCAAGGCCUGCGAGAGUAAUAUGCAUGGGUUGAAGAUUCGUAGCAGAGAUGACGUUGGGAAUAUGUAACAUAGGUUGGACAAAUCAGCUGUAUACCCAACAGCUACCGGAAGGCCACUGUAGAUGAAGCUGUAUCAUACAUCAUGUAAAAUAAAUUUCGAUCCACAAUGGGUCUUGCAAC